Messenger RNA from Cervus elaphus (red deer), 8080 nucleotides. RefSeq names its product Ras association (RalGDS/AF-6) and pleckstrin homology domains 1 (gene RAPH1). Lineage: Eukaryota; Metazoa; Chordata; Mammalia; Artiodactyla; Cervidae. Gene Ontology annotation, cellular component: cytosol; plasma membrane. Bases 193 to 4083 code for a protein of 1296 amino acids. Gene Ontology annotation, biological process: signal transduction. The record is from RefSeq and is a predicted model, not a curated record. The transcript is spliced from 16 exons.
CGCCCCCGCCGCCGCCGCCGCCCGGCCGGUCAGUCAGUCAGUCAGUCACGGAGCGCGCGGCGCGGGAGCUGCGGGCGCUCGCGGCGUCUCCCGGGAAGGAGCGCCGCGCCUGACAAGGAGGCGGCGGCAGCGGCUGCCCAGCCCGGGGCCGUUCCGGAGCCGUGCCCGCCGGAGGACCGAGCCGUUGCCGCGAUGGAGCAGCUGUCGGAUGAAGAAAUUGACCAUGGUGCUGAAGAAGACAGUGACAAGGAAGAUCAGGACCUAGACAAAAUGUUUGGGGCCUGGCUGGGGGAGCUAGACAAACUCACUCAGAGUUUGGAUUCUGACAAGCCCACGGAACCAGUAAAAAGAUCUCCUCUUCGCCAGGAGACAAACAUGGCCAAUUUUUCUUAUCGCUUCUCCAUAUACAACUUGAAUGAAGCUCUGAAUCAGGGAGAAACUGUGGAUCUGGAUGCCCUAAUGGCCGAUCUUUGCUCAAUAGAGCAGGAACUCAGCAGUAUCGGUGCUGGAAAUACCAAGCGUCAAGUCGCAGAAACAAAGGCCUCUCAGAAACUACCCGCUAGCCGACAUACAUCAAAACAUGGCACCUUGAAAGGACUGUCUUCUUCAUCCAACAGGAUAACUAAACCAUCUCAUGCCAACUACUCCCUGGAUGACAUCACCGCACAGUUAGAACAGGCCUCCUUGAGCAUGGAUGAGGCUGCCCAGCAGUCUGUACCAGAAGAUACUAAACCCUUAGUAACUAGCCAGCACAGGAGAACAGCGUCGGCGGGCACAGUGAGCGAUGCUGAAGUGCGCUCCAUUAGUAACUCCUCUCGUUCAAGCAUCACUUCUGCAACCUCCAGCAUGGACUCUUUGGAUAUUGAUAAAGUAGCACGCCCUCAAGAACUGGAUUUGACACAUCAGGGGCAGCCAAUUACUGAGCAUGCUAUUUCUCUGAGAUGUCCCAGCAAGCAGGCCAAGCGUCAUAUUGACUUCACAGAAGAACAGGCUGAACUGACACCUCACUCCUAUCUGGACAGGGAAACCUCCCUUCUUCUGAGAAGCAUUGCAGGAAAGCCUUCUCAUUUGCUGACCAAGGAAGAACAGGCAGCAAAAUUGAAAGCUGAGAAGAUCAGAGUUGCCCUAGAGAAAAUUAAAGAGGCACAAGUGAAAAAGCUGGUGAUUAGAGUCCACAUGUCUGAUGAUAGUUCUAAAACAAUGAUGGUGGAUGAGAGGCAGACAGUGAGACAAGUGCUGGAUAACCUGAUGGACAAAUCCCACUGCGGUUAUAGUUUAGACUGGUCUCUGGUGGAAACCAUCUCUGAGUUACAGAUGGAGAGAAUCUUUGAAGAUCAUGAAAACUUGGUUGAAAAUCUUCUUAAUUGGACAAGAGAUAGCCAAAACAAGCUUAUAUUUAUGGAGCGUAUAGAAAAAUACGCACUUUUCAAAAAUCCACAGAAUUACCUUCUGGGGAAAAAGGAAACAGCUGAGAUGGCAGAUAGAAACAAAGAAGUGCUGUUGGAGGAGUGUUUUUGUGGAAGUUCUGUAACUGUACCAGAAAUUGAGGGAGUCCUUUGGUUGAAAGAUGAUGGCAAGAAGUCCUGGAAAAAGCGUUAUUUCCUCUUGCGAGCAUCUGGUAUCUACUAUGUCCCUAAAGGAAAAGCAAAGGCCUCUCGGGACCUGGUGUGCUUUCUCCAGCUGGACCACGUGAAUGUCUACUAUGGACAGGACUAUCGGAGCAAGUACAAAGCUCCUACGGACUACUGUCUGGUGCUCAAGCACCCGCAGAUCCAGAAGAAAUCUCAGUACAUCAAAUACCUUUGCUGUGAUGACAUGAGGACCCUGCACCAGUGGGUCAAUGGUAUCCGCAUCGCAAAGUAUGGGAAGCAGCUCUACAUGAACUACCAGGAAGCUUUGAAGAGGACAGAAUCGGCUUAUGAUUGGACUUCCUUAUCCAGCUCCAGCAUUAAAUCAGGAUCCAGUUCUUCCAGCAUCCCAGAGUCUCAGUCCAAUCACUCCAGUCAGUCUGACAGUGGACUGUCUGACACCCAGCCGGCAGGACACGUCCGUUCCCAGAGCAUGGUGAGCUCCAUCUUCUCUGAGGCCUGGAAGCGAGGCACACAGCUGGAAGAGUCCAGCAAGGCCAGAAUGGAGUCUGUGAAUCGGCCCUACACCUCACUCAUGCCCCCUUUAUCCCCACAGCCCAAGCUAGUCACCCCCUACACGGCCUCACAGCCUUCACCACCCCUCCCGCCCCCGCCCCCUCCGCCCCCGCCUCCCCCGCCCCCGCCGCCUCCGCCUCCCCCUCCCCUGCCCAGCCAGUCCGCCCCGUCUGCGGGCUCCGCAGCCACGAUGUUUGUCAAGUACAGCACGAUCACCAGGCUGCAGAACGCGUCUCAGCAUUCGGGAGCCCUCUUUAAGCCUCCCCCUGCAUCAGGGAUGCAGCCCUCCACCUCACUGUCAGUGAAGCCUCAGAUCCUGGUACCCCCCAAUGGAGUGGUGCCUCCCCCGCCGCCCCCGCCCCCACCCCCCACCCCCGGCUCGGCUAUGGCCCAGCUGAAGCCCGCCCCCUGCACCCCGUCCCUGCCCCAGUUCAGCCCCCCACCUCCUCCACUGAAGAUCCAUCACAUCCAACACGGCACGCAGACAGCUCCUCCAGCGCCCCCACCUCCUCCUCCCGUCCCUGCCCCCCUGCCUCCCCAGGCCCCCCCCAAGCCCCUUGUGACCUUGCCACCCACACCUACUCCGCCAGUCCCCCCAGUAAAAAAGCAGCCGGUUCUUCCUGUGUCUCACGUUCCACCCUCUCCCCCUGUUCCUCCGGGUCCAGUGCCCCCGCCCACGCUACCCAAGCAGCAGAGCUUCAGUGUAAAACCACCCCCCUCCCCGCUGUCCCCGGCGCCCUCCGUGGUGAAGCAGAUAGCCAGCCAGUUCCCCCCACCUCCAGCCCCACCUCCCGCCGAGGGGCCGCCCUUAAAGCCCGCCUCGGUCAACCUCGCCCCACAGUCCCCCCCUGCCGUGAAAGCGAAGCCCAAGUGGCAGCCCAGCUCCGUCCCUGUCCCUUCUCCGGACUUCCCCCCGCCUCCCCCAGAGAGCAGCCUGGUGUUCCCUCCGCCUCCACCGCCGCCCGCCCCGGCCCCGCAGCCUCCGCCGCCGCCACCGCCGCCAGCCACACCCACAGCGGCUCCUGCCCCCGACAAAAGCAGCUCUCCGGGCAAAAAGACCAGUAAAACCUGCAGCCCCGGGGGAAAGAAACCGCCCCCGACGCCGCAGCGCAACUCCAGCAUUAAGUCCAGCAGCUGUGCGGAGCACCCUGAGCCCAAGAAACCCUCAGUAGACAGUCUAAUCAGCAAGUUCGCAUCCCCAGCCGAACCCUCGGGGUCUCCCGGCAAGGAGACCCCACCACCUCCAGCAGCGCCCCCCAAGCCAGGAAAACUCCAUCUUUCCGGAGUUAACCUUCCCGGGGUGCUCCAGCAAGGAUGCGUGUCCGCGAAGGCGGCUGCGCUGAGCGGGCGCGGCAAGGACUCGGCGGUGGAGUUCCCUUCUCCUCCGUCCGAUUCCGACUUCCCACCGCCUCCGCCAGAAACCGAGCUUCCUCUGCCCCCCAUCGACAUCCCAGCAGUGUUCUCAGGAAGCACCUCUCCAAAAGUGGCCGUUGUUAACCCGCAGCCGCAGCCCUGGGCCAAAACGUCGGUGAAGAAGGCCCCUCCGCCCACGCGACCCAAACGGAACGAUAGCACCCGCCUCACUCAAGCCGAGAUCUCGGAGCAGCCAGCCACGGCCGCAGUCGCGCCGCAAGUGCCCACCUCGCCCAAGUCCAGCCUUAGUGUCCAGCCGGGCUUCCUGGCUGACCUCAACAGGACACUGCAGCGCAAGUCCAUCACGCGGCAUGGCUCGCUGUCCUCCUCCCGCGUGUCCAGAGCGGAGCCCACGGCCACCAUGGACGACAUGGCAUUGCCCCCGCCACCCCCCGAACUGCUUUCUGAGCAGCAGAAAGCCGCUUACGGAGGCAGUCAUAUAUCAGGCUAUGCAACGUUGCGGAGAGGCCCGCCUCCCGCUCCCCCCAAGAGAGACCAGAACACCAAGCUCUCAAGAGAUUGGUAGCUACCGUAGGAUUUUAUUUUCAUGCAACCUGUAAUCAGUUCUACAAUCAGCUCACCUGAUCAUCUGAAUUCAGGUGUUCAGAGCCUCCUGGUAUGUCGUCGUUAUUCGGGUAGUGUUCAGCUCUGUGUGUGUGUAUACAUGUGCGGGUACACACAUAGCUAUACAUAUAUAGAUAGGUAGCGUGUGUAUGUAUGUAUAUGUAUACAUAUAUCUAUAUGUAUAUAUAUAGCUGAAAGUGAUUCUAUUUAUUCUUUUUCUCUCCUAAUCUGAAAAUGAGUUUUGUGUAUUUGGGGUGGCAGCGGCAUGGAAGGGGAUAUAUGUCUUGUCCCUUAUGAUUUCUGUUAUCUAUCAUUUGGAUUGGACCAAAAACUUCAGACUUAUUUAGAAGGUAUUUUAUAAAUGUCCAUGUGCGGCCUUUCUGUGCAUGUUGUGUAUUAUAUAUUAAGGAUAGAUGUAUAAUGUGCUAUUUCUCAGUUUGAGGAGACAACCAGAAUGUUUGGUGUAUCUACGGGCUUUUGUGUUUUCACCCCCAGUUGGCUGAAGUUAGAACUGCUCGACACUUCUUUUCUCUACAUAAAGGGGCACUUUAAUUAGGAAUCAGUUUCAUAGAACGGGUCAUAGUGCAGUGUGGGGAAAUUUUCAGACACUAUCAGUGUGUGGUUGUGCAUAGAAAACAGUAAAUAUGUGGUGUAACUAAACCAUUCUAGUUGCAGCACUGCUGCCAUGACCCCAGCGGAAUCUAGACUGCUCUAUCACAGGUAGGCUCUUUGCCUGUAACAGUGCUGUUAUCCUGUAGUUCUUUCUGUACUGUUGGGAUCCUUUCCACGAGCUUGUGAAGCUCCAUCAAGUUUGGUUUCAUGAUCCUUGCUUUGAUUUAUUGUAAGAGACUAUCCAACAUGAUACCCUCGGAAUGCUCUGUCCCGGCGUGUCUUUGGGUCACCAGUUACCUCCUUAUAGUGUGUGCUGUGAGUGGGUGUUGAUAUUAGGUAUCCAUAGACAACUGCUAUAUCAGAUACUCACAUCCUUUGUCCAUUAUGUUGCAUCAUUACGAAAAACAAAAUCACCUUCUGAAAUGCGUCUUUUUUGUGUGUUGCUGUCUGAAGGGAUGGAUUAGAAGAGAGAACACUGGCCCCUGUGCAGCUGUCAUUAAUUAGGUUUCGCAGCUAGUAAUGUGGCAUACAAGCAUUCAUUUAAGUGUGGGACUAUCAUAGAGGGAGGGGGGAAGUGAGUGUUUCGACGAUUUCAUCCGUAGUGACCGGAGCACAAUAGGGUCCUUGCUUGUUGUAGCCCUGUUGUAGAGACUUAUCCAAGUUACCAUUCCAUAUGCUCACACUGUACUUCCAGAUGUUUUAUUUUCCCCUCUGAAUUUUCCUUGGUAUUUGAGAAAUGUGUACUGACUUAGCAAUUUGUGAUGAUAAAUUGACCGUUAGGCCAACCUUAGAACUGCUCUUAAAUGGGAGAAUAAAAAGUACCUCCCCAGCAGUGAUAAGUCAGCACACCUUGUAAUGAACAUCUUUGCCUGUUGUGAAUAGGGAUCACCAGUGCAACUGCAGAAGUGUUCGACCCUAUCCGUAAGGAAAAAGUGAUGUCCAUAAAGUGGGACAGAGAUGGUAAAUAAUUCAAGAGUUAGCAAGAUUGUGCUGUGUACACAGGAUUUCUCACUCUGCAACAAAGUACUGCAUCGGAGAAAGUGGAAACCUCCCCCCCCCCCCAUUGUAACAUCUCCAGGAUGUGAUAGUAUACUCCUGUUUAUAGAGCAAUAAGAAUAUAUACCAGUGUGCAUUUGUUACAGCCCUGCUUCUUUAAAAGAUACUUUUUUAGAUCUGUUUCAGUUCACAAAGUUUUAUGUGCUUGAUAUUCUUAUGGUUAUGAAGUGACCUUUACCACAUCUAUAUUGUUCAUUUAAGCAUGCACUGCAAUUUGAGUCCAUUUGAGUAACACUGCCAAGCGCCACUGUGACUCACGAAUGAAGUGAUUCCCCAGUCUUCUGCCUGCAGCUUUAUCUUCUAAGGAUCCCCCUUAUUUGUGAGAUAGAGGACUUUGAAGGAUAGAAGGACUCUGAAUCCAAUGGUAUAAACGUUCAUCACUAGGGUUUUUUAUUGUGGUGGUGGUCUCUUAUAUGAGGAUGGACCGCUCCCCCUGAGGGAAGAAAUCAUGUCUCCUCAGUCUUCCUUCACUCCUGAUUGGAGCCGUAAGAUCCAACCUUUUUUUUUUUUUCAGCGGGGGAUUUCCUGGGCCUUAUUGCUUGUGUCAGUCCUGACGGUAGCCAUCCUGAACCGAUGCUUCUUCUAGUGUGUCAUUUUCCUGAGAGAGCAGACAUCCUUUAGAACACCAGGAGAACACAGCCAGAGGAGAGGAGCUGUCAGUGGCUUGGUGACUAUCUGACAACAGGCUGUAGCCCUUUACAUUUCUCCAAAGACAAGGCUAUUAAUCAACUUUUUUCCCUCUUUAUGUGAAACAACUGAAUCAAAAAAACAAAAAUGAUAUUUUAGAUAUACUUCUCAUGUUUUACUCCCUCUAGGGUUUUUUUUUAAUUGGGAUUUUUGGUGGGAUGUGGUUUGGAGACUGCUAUUGUUCUGGCUGUCUUCUUCCCCGGUGUGUUCAGGAAAAACACUGCCAGAUGACACAGUACUGUGCCUUCUUCCACCGCCUUCUGCUCAGCUCCUCUAACCCAGCAAAGCUUCUCCAGGGCAAGGGAGACAAUCUUGUCAGCUGGCUUGGCUGUACUGAAAAAUCAGUAGUAUCCUGCUGUUGAGGGCAGUGCAGACAGGUGCCUGUUAAGAGCUAGUGACUUACUAAUUAGUGACAUCCUUAACUUGUACCACAAAAUUUCAAAAUUUGAUCCAACCUAUGCUUAAAGUUUUGGCAACCACUCUGAAGGGCAGCAAAGCCUGUUCUGUUAAAACAUUAAGUUCAUAGUUAUGUUAAGAUUAUUCUAUAUUGAAGCUUGGCUUUUAUUACCCAAAUACUUUUUUUUUCCCCUUAGCUGCUGUAGAAUUCUGCUCUUGGAAAAAGUAACUACUCUUAAGGUUUACAGCUACCCACUUCACUGUAAAUUGGGUGUUUUUUUUAUUUCUGGGGCUUUUUAAGAUAAGAUUGCUGACUCUUCAGAAGUGACAGGAAACAGUUUUCAUCAGAACAUCUCAGAGGAACGUCCCACAGACUGUCCCACAGUCCUCGGACAUCAAGGUGCUCCUGCCCCCUGCCGGCAUAGCCUGCUAGGGAAGGGCUGCGAACUAUCUAGGCAGUCCCAUCUCCAUGUAAGUUUACUUGCCACUAAAAGCAGUCCUGAGGAGAUCAAAAAGGUAAACAGAACUGGGGGGGAUCAUGAAGAGUAAUUCCAAUAGAUUAACAACUCUGAGGUCAAGGUUAAUAGGAGCUGUGCAUCCAAUUAAGAGUUUCAGAAGCUGCUAUUCUGGGAGAAUACAACUGCUAAUAAGCUCAUGUCAAGGAUGUUAGGCUAUAAGGAGCCUGAAAAAAACUUUAGGUAAUGGACUGAUUUGACUAUCGGGCCACCAACAGAACCCCUUGUCACUCUUUUUCCCACAGCUAAACGCAAUUUUAUGUUAUAGACACAAGGUGAUUUUAAACAAGAAAACCUUUUCCUAGUUUUCUAUAUUACCAAACUGUUUCAUGUAGGUUUAUGUAGUUAACUUCAGAACUAACAGUUUAUAACUUAUGUAAUCUCAUAACCUCAUGGAUUUUGUUUAAACCAAUUAAAACUGUAUGAUCCUGUGAUUAUAGGUGUAAUGACUUCCUUUAAAUAAUUUGGAUUUGUACACUUGUAAGAGGAUGUUUAUUUCUAAAAAUCACUUUAGGUUGCAAGAACCUUUUGGCACUUGAAGUUUUGUUUUAUACACUUCACAUUAUUUACAUACAGCAAGUUAUUCCUGACCCUAUAGGAAUGGUUGCUCACUCACAAAAUUGAGAUUUGAUCCAUGGAGAGAUGCAAGAAGUACAGAAUUAAGAUUUAUUUUCCUUUAAAAAUUGAAUGGAA